Messenger RNA from Hirundo rustica (Barn swallow), 4963 nucleotides. It is a transcript of the gene KANK4, whose product is annotated as KN motif and ankyrin repeat domains 4. The record is from RefSeq and is a predicted model, not a curated record. NCBI's taxonomy places the organism in Eukaryota, Metazoa, Chordata, Aves, Passeriformes, Hirundinidae. The coding region runs from base 591 to 3500 and encodes 969 amino acids. The transcript is spliced from 10 exons. Gene Ontology annotation, molecular function: protein binding. Gene Ontology annotation, biological process: negative regulation of actin filament polymerization. Gene Ontology annotation, cellular component: cytoplasm; cytoskeleton.
GACUUUAGAGCCCUUAAAUCUCGUUCCACCCCUUGCCAUGGGCAGGGACACCUUUCACUGUCCCAGGCUGCUCCAAGCCCCGUCCAGCCUGACCUUGGCCACUUCCAGGGAUCCACGGGCAGCUUUUCCGGGCAGCCUGUUCCAGCAGAGUGUCUGCCCUGCCAGCUGGAAGUCAGGAUGGAUAACCCCAGAGCCAAGGAGAGUUUGAUACGGAGAGUGCCACUGUCCCCGCCGGGGAUCCCGGGGACACCGGGACACCCUCUGCCCGUGCCCCCAUCCCGUCCGGCAUCUCCUGCAGCUGCGGAUGGAUGGGCACGGCGAGACGAGCUGCGGGGACAAGGGCGAGGGGCUGUGCCUGCUCCGCGCGUGGGAACGCGGCUCCGCCGGGAGGAUUCGGGGACGCUGAGCCCUUCUGCAGCUUCCCCCGGCGGCAGCCGGCUGCGUUUCAUCGGGAGAGGCGCUCGUGGAAUUGCUAAUGCUCCAGCCCGGAGGUGCAGCAUGCGGAGGGGCUGCGGCUGCAGCAUCAGGGUGAAGCGACUCCUCAGCCCUUGUCAGAAGAUGCUUAAGUGACAGCCCAGUUGGACUCCACCAUGGAGAAGACAGAAGCAGAUGGCCAGCCACCCAAACCCGACGGGGACAGGGAGCAGCCCCGCAGCCUCCCCUACUCCCUGGAGACACCCUACGGCUUCCACUUGGACCUCGACUUCCUGAAGUACGUGGACGACAUCGAGAAAGGCAACACCAUCCGGAGGGUCCACAUCCACCGCAGAGCCAAGCAGCCCAAAUUCAGCACCCUGCCCCGAAACUUCAGCCUGCCCGAGAACGGCUCCCGCGGCUGCUCCGCCGCCUCUCCCAGCAAGAGCUGGACCUCCACCUGCUCCUUCCCGCAGCGAAAGGCGUCCCUGGGGGAGGAGCCCCCCCGAGCCCCGCUGCUCUCCGAGGCGGCGGCCGAGGAGCCGAGCUACCGGAGGAAAGCGCUGCUGGCCGAGACGCGGCGGCAGGCGGAGCCGGGCUGGCCGCAGGAUGCGCCGCGGGCGCGGCCGCAGCUGCUGCGAGCCUCCAGCAUGCCCGAGGCGCUGCCCCCCGGCCGCAGCCCCCCGGCAGGACCCUCGCCCCUCCGGAGCCCUCCGCAGCGCUGCCCCGAGCAGGGAGGCUCCGAAGGCACCUCCCGCCCCAGCUCGGAGGGCUCGGCGUUAACCCCGCCGCGGGAGAUGAGCUCGGAGCGGGGCGGCUCCGCAGGGCACCCCGGAGGGGUUGUGGCCGGGCUGGGCCCCGGGCAGCCCCCCUGGCAGAACCAGCAGCUGCAGGUGGUGAUGGAGAGCGGGGCCGAGGAGGGUGAUGCCGGCGAUGCCGGCGGCCGGCCCGGUGUAGCCGGGGGUGAAGCAUCGCCACCGGCUGCGCUCCAGCUGGCAGAGGAGAACGGGAGCCCUGCGGAAAGGGGGCUGAGUGUGAGCGAGAUGGAUCUGAAUGUGCUGAAGGAAGGUGAGGAGAGGAAUGCCCAGGCUGGAGGCAAGAAGGAGAGAGGUGUUCCCCAGGCUCCUGACGCUGGAGAGCCCGGCGGGGUCACGGUGCUGAAGCAGCGGAUCGCUGACCUGGAGGAGCAGCUGGCCAAGAAGAAAGAGGAGCUCGAGCAGGUCAGGGCAGUGCUGGAGCAGCAGGAUCAUGAGAUCCAGGAGAAGGAGAAGAGCAUUAAGCUGCUGGCCAGCUCCAAAGCCCAGCUGGAGGAGCAGCUGCUCCAGGAGAAGUCCAAAGAGGCUGAGCUGCGCUGGCGGCAGGGCAGCGGGGCCGUGCAGCGCCUGGAUGCCGCGGUGAACACCGAGCUCUCACAGCUGACACGGGUCCGGCAGGCCCAGGACAAAGGCGUCAACGUCAACAUCCCGCUCCCCACCAGGUCCAUCGGCUGCGGCGGGCACGGGGCAGACAUCAGCGCGCAGGCCGUGGAGGUGGGCAGAGGGCAGGGACUGGCCGCAGCACAGGGACCUUCUGGUGAAGCCAGCACGGAGGCUGGGCUUCCUGCUCCAUGCUUCACCCCGCUGCAGAUCCACGAGCACCCCGGCGACGACAACCAGAACCACCAGAACCACCAGAAGCACCAGGAUUCCCAUGGCAGGAGCGCAGCCGCCAGCAAGGCAGGCUGUGGAGAAGAUGAACCUUGGGAAGGGCUGCAUGAGGAAGGUGCCCCUGGCCACGAGGACGUGCCGGCUGUGGACCCCAUCGGCCAAUAUGUGAAAAAGAUCCAGGAGCUCCUGCAGGAGCAGUGGCUGUGUUUGGAGCACGGGUACCCCGAGCUGGCCAGCGCUAUCAAGCAGCCGGCCUCCAAGCUCAGCUCCAUCCAGAACCAAUUAGUUAAUUCCCUCAACUCCCUGCUCUCUGCCUACUCCUCGCAGGGGCCCGUGGAUAAGGAGAAUUCCAACACACACUAUCAACAGUUGGAAAACUUUCCAACCACAAGUCUUAAAUCCAUCAUGAAAAAGAAAGGUUAUGGUUUCCAUGCAGGAGGCAAUGGGACCAAAAAGAAUCUCCAGUUUGUUGGGGUAAAUGGUGGCUACGAGACCACGUCAAGCGAAGACACGAGCUGCGACGACAGCGCGUCCGACGGCGACACCGAGACCGAGGCCGAGGGCAGAGCCGGGGACGUGGAGCCCGAGCAGGCUGCAAGGGACAGCAGAGAGCCUUCCUCGGGGGAGAAGCGCGAGGAUGAGGAUGGUGAUGGCGAGCAGGAGGCAUCAGCAGCCUGCUCUCAGCACCAGGCUCACAGAUGCAAACCCUCCGAAGAUUUCCUUGCUGCCUGCCAGCUCCUCAGUGAACACCUCCCAGAAAUCAGGAGCACAAGCAACAAGCAUCUGCAGCACGUCCUCGGCUCCAUCUCCCAGGAGUGGUUCCAGGUGUCCAGCCACAAGUCUUCCAGCCCGGAGGCGGUGGCAGCGUACCUGGAGGCGCUGGGGGACGUCCAGCCCCAGCUCCUGGAGACCGUGGUCAACCUGCCUGACAGGAAUGGCAACACCGCUCUCCACUACAGCGUGUCCCACUCCAACUUCCCGGUUGCAAAGCUCCUGCUGGACACGGGCGUGUGCUGCCUGGACCUGCAGAACCGUGCCGGCUACACGGCCGUGAUGCUCACGCCGCUGGCGGCGCCCGAAACCCGCCAGGACAUGGAGGUGGUGAUGAGGCUGCUGAAGGAGGGAAAUGUCAACCUGAGAGCUGCCCAGGGAGGCCAGACCGCCCUGAUGCUGGGGGUCAGCCACGACAGGGACGACAUGGUGCGAGCCCUGCUGUCCUGCCAGGCCGACGUCAACCUGCAGGACGAGGAGGGGACCACGGCCCUGAUGGUGGCCUGUCGCCAGGGCAACGCCGACAUCGUCAGGCUGCUCCUGGCCCAGCCUGGCUGCCAGGUCACCCUGACCGACAAGGGUGGGAACUCGGCGCUGUCGCUGGCACACGGGGACAUCGCCGCGCUCCUGCGAGCCCACAUCGAGCUCAGCCCGUCCCUCUCGGUGUGACUCGGCAGGGAGGAGCAGCCAGGACCAGGAGCUGGAGCUGGGAGAGAACAGCUCCUGCCUGAACCAGCCCCGCUGUGGCAGGGCCAGAACAGCGGGGUCACAGGGGAGGAACCUCCCCGCGCCACCUAAUAAUGUUCCUUGUGUCUAGUUCUCCUCAUUCACCCCACUCACAGCCCUAAUCUGCGCCACAAACGACUCCAGACUCUCCCACCCGCUCCUCCCGGGGUGGAUUUGGCAGGUGAGCAACCAAAACGAAUGAGAAAAAGCACAUUAAACAGCAACACUUAGUCUUUUGUAACCUGAGGUUAUGGGCGUCCUUUUAAUCGACUGCUUAGCUGUGUCUCAUUUAACUGGUAAGUUUGUGUCCUAAUAUUUAUUAUCAGCUCUUCUGUAAGUAGUGGCAGGCAGCGAUUACCCAGGGUAUGUAACAACAAGCACAAGCUGCACGGAUUGCGGAGAGCGUAAAAUCCCAUUGAUGUUGUAAGAAUUAAAAAUUAAUGCUCUAGGAAAAUAUUUGAGUAUGCCAGACCCAAACACGCAGACAUUGUUUGGCCUGGGUUUGGAAUGACCAUAUGGCCGUUAUUUUUCCCUAAUUAAGUUGGAGCUAACGGGGAAGCUCGGCCCGUUGACGGGCUCUGCGUUGUGGCGGAGCAGGGCACUCCAAGCACUGGAAGAUCCCAGCAGAUUCCCAUCACAGGGUGUGGGAACUUUGUCCAAGGGCUCCGUGGAGUGUGGCUUUGCUGGCCGAUGCCUUCUGGACCUCUUUGCUUUGCCUCUGCUCCGUUUUACUAUUCCCAAGCUCCUCCCGUAAAGCCAAGCCGUGAUUUAGCGGCUGGCAUCGGCUCUCCCCCACCAUGGAGCACCCACGGGGUCCAGCAUCACCUCAAAUCAGGGGUUUUUCUUGAAUCCCUCUGCUUCUGGCAGAGAGGGAGGCAGGGCUCAGGCCCCACUUCUCCAAGCAUCCUUGUUUUGCUGCACCAGGAUCCACUGGGUGCUUUCCCUUGGCUUUGGUGGAGCAAACCAGAUAUCCCUGAUUAGCUAAUUACUUUUUUUUUUUUGGAAGCAGAAGUAAAUUCCAGACCACUCUGGUUGUUGUUCGGUCAGUUCACAUCCUGACUCUUGAGCUGCCUUGAGAGCCCAUCCUUGCAGGGAGGGGAGAACAGCCCUGACCUCUGUUUUCCAUGGAAAUCUGCCAUCUGCUCAGUUUUCUUUCCUUUCUGCACGUUUUCAGUCCAGAGCAUUCACUAUCUCAAACUCCUGCCUAUUUUUUUUUUUUUUUUUUAAAUCCAUAUCCCAAAAUGCCUCCUUUAUGUACAAAUAAAACGAAUUAAACCUUUUCCUGUGUGUGUUCCUGUCCCCAUGGCUGUGGCUUUUCCAAGGUGGCUUCCCAGCCCUGCACAGCACCAAACCUGCCGUUUUUGGUUUUUUCCUUCAGCUCAGUGACUCCCCCCACAUCCCCAGAG